Sorghum bicolor (sorghum) is the source of this 1088-nucleotide messenger RNA. RefSeq lists its product as uncharacterized. The record is from RefSeq and is a predicted model, not a curated record. The transcript has a single exon. Bases 267 to 797 code for a protein of 176 amino acids. NCBI's taxonomy places the organism in Eukaryota, Viridiplantae, Streptophyta, Magnoliopsida, Poales, Poaceae.
UAAACGUAGCAGCUCACCCACACCUAAAGUUGCCUAGUACGUGCAGCUGCAGCGUCGUCCUCCCUCCCCUCCACCCAUCGAAUUCCAUUCCAUCCUUUGCUUCCAUUCCACUUCAAAUCAAAGGGGCGCGCGCAUCGCAUCGCAUCGCAUGCUUGCUCUCCUCGCGAUCAAUCAGAGUUCUCUCUGUCUCUGAUAGUGAUACAUAUACCCUCUGCUCACUUCUUGAAUAACUGCUCCGAUCCGCCGACGAACAAACGUACAACAGAAUGCACCCCAUGACGACGAGCUGCGAGUUCGCCGCCGUCCUGGCGCUCCGGUCGAACCGCAGCCGACCAUCAUCUCCGCCGCCGCCGCUGCUGCCGGCUUCCGUGGCCAAUAAGAAACCCGCUGCCUCCUCCUCCACCUCCACGCGACGAUGGCGCUGCGCGUCGUCCCGCCGCGACGACGACGCGGAUGAGUUCAGCUGCAACGGCACCGGCGGCGGCGGCGGCGGGGGGCGGAUGGUGGACGAGGGGAUGGUGGUCCUGCGGCGACGGAUCCACGAGAUGGAGGCCCCGGAGCGCGGGUGGGAGCCUCCCCAGGAGUGGGCGGCGUGGGAGAAGGAGUGGUACGCCACCUACGACGCCGACGUCUGCCACCUCCUCGGCGUCCUCCAGGCGUUCCUCGUCAGCUCCCGGCCCGGCGUCGGCGUCGGGCUCGUCGCCGUGCUCGCGCUCGCGGUGCCGGCCUCCGCCUUUGUCCUCGUCUCACUCCUCCUCGACGCUUCGCGGGCGAUCGUCUCCAGUCUGCACCAGUGAUGAUGCAUGAUCGAUCAAACUGACAACUACACGUCGCACGCACAUCAUCCUUUUAUAUACAUUCUUUCGUUCCUUAAUUACUCUGUCAUCACACGCGAUACGUACGUAAUGAUCUUGUCCUUUAUUAUAACUCUGUAUUCAUGACAAUUGCUAGGUACAAACAAGAAUAUCAAAAAGUGAAUGUGACUGCUUAUGAGUAUCUAGCUGCAUGAUUCUAUCUUUUUUGUAUAAAUAACACCGCUAGGGGUCACUGUCGAGUCUGGGUUCAACCAGCAGUGACUUUCAUUUUCA